Messenger RNA from Thamnophis sirtalis, 1383 nucleotides. The record is from RefSeq and is a predicted model, not a curated record. NCBI's taxonomy places the organism in Eukaryota, Metazoa, Chordata, Lepidosauria, Squamata, Natricidae.
AUGCUGAACUACAACCAACUAUCUGAAACCGAGAUCUGUAUUACAAAGCUCACAGUAGUCAGGACUCAGAUUGUGCCAGUCUGCAGUUUAAUAAUAAUCUGGCCCCUUGGCAGGUGUGCUACAAUCAACAGCAUGGAACGUGGGGAAACAAUGUCAUUUAACUGUGCAGGCAUGCAAGGACAGUAUGUGACCAUCACAAUCCCGGGGAGAUACGAAUACCUAACAAUCUGUGAAGUGCAGGUUCUUGCACAUCCAUGGCUUCAAAUAGUUCAUGAUGGAAGAAGGAGUCCUGUUCGAGACAGUGAAACUAACUCAGGAAAGACACAAAACAAGUAUCGGAUCAAAAAGAUGCUCUCGUUUGUUUUUGCAUUAAAUAAAUGUACCAUUGUCUCCAUUUCCAUGCCAGACCCUAAUAUAGCAGUGGGAAAACUUUCAUCCCAGUCUAGUACAUUUGAAGAAAAAGGGGAGUCAUGGAAGGCCAUUGAUGGAUCCCUGGCAAAUAUCUACACAAAUGGAGACUGUACUCUGACAAAGAAGGAUUUUGAGCCCUGGUGGAUGGUAGAUUUGACUUCAGAAUUUCAGGUAUCUGCAAUAGUGAUCACAAACAGAGGAGACUGUUGUGAGUCACGAAUAAAAGGCGCUGAGAUUCUGAUUGGAGAUUUGCCACAGAAGGGCGGCACAAUGAAUCCCAGUCUACAGACAUUGUGUCUUGAUAUUGACAGCAUCUCCUGUUUACCCCAGAGUAAUAAUGUCAUGAUAAUGUUCUCUCUUCUAGGUCUACAAGGCAGAGUUCUGAGUUUCCCCAAGGAAUCAAAAGGCAGUUUUGUGAUCAUAUCACCAAUGCGGCAUUUGAAUUUGAUGGAAUUCACACUCUGUAUGAGGAUUGCAGUAGAAUAUUUAGGUGAACACAACAUAAUUCUCUUCUCCUACCAUUCUCAAAGUGAUGAAUUGAGAAUCUUGCGUGAAGCAAUGGGCCACUUUGGUUUACACAUGGGGGGUAGGAGUGUGAGGUUUGCCCUUCCUGAUCUCAGCCCUCUGGGGAGCCACAUCUGUGUCACUUGGGAGUCAGUAUUUGGCCUUACAGCCUUUUGGAUGAAUGGAAAAAGUAGUAUCCGAAAGGUGUAUAAUAUGGGACACAUUCUACAAGCAGGUGGCACAGCAAUGCUUGGCCAGGAUCAAGGGGCACAAAAUAUGUCUGAUCAGAAAAAGCCAUAUUUUGUAGGAGAAAUAACAGAUCUCUACAUGUGGGAUUAUGUACUAAAAUCACAUGACAUACAGAAAGUUUUCCAGGCCCAUGAGUUUCCCAGCGGAAACAUCUUUGAUUGGAAAAUAUUGCCAUAUAAAAUUAGAGGUAAUGUGAUGGUAUUGCCUAAGGGCUAAUAA